CGUCCACAGCGAGCAGAACCAGGAAAUACGGGAGUGGGGCUGGGAGCCCUGGGAGCCAGAGGCUGGGUGUGAGCCCUGCGGAUGCUGUGCCUCCGUUUCCCCUCCUGUACAACCUGCCGUUAAUGAACCUGUGAGCUGGACGCAGGGAGCAGGAGCCCCUACGUCUGGCACUCUGGCCAUGUGCAGCCCCGAGGAGUCAGCCCUGCUCCGGGUGGAGGAGGGCUUCUCAGCCGCCCUGACUCACAUCAACAGCCUUGUCCUCCAGCCCCUGCUCUCUGCCGCCUCAGAACUCUCAGAGCUGCAGGGUGCAGAGUGCCUGCAGCUCUUGGAGCAGCUGCACGGGAGCACCCAGCAGCUCUGCGUAGUGACAGAGGACAGCCUGUGCUCACUGCGUGAGAGGCUGCGCCACCCCGACUCCGCCGGCCUCCAGUCCCUGCUGUUGCUGCGCGACCCCGACCGUGUCUUGCAGGCACACAUGGAGUACAUCGAGUCCUACACGAGCUGCUUGGUGGUGCAGGCUUUUCAGAAGGCAGCAAAGAGGAGGAGCGAGUACUGGCGGGGCCGGCGGAAGGCGCUUCGGCAGCUGCUGUGGGGCAUGAGCCCGGAGGGCUCGGUGGGCACGGUGCUGGUCCAGGCCCUCUGGCAGCCGCUGGCCCACCACGUGCAGCAGUGUGUGCUCCGGCUGCUGAGCCUCAGCGGCGCCAUCGGGGAGCGUGACCCCGCCCGGGAGCUGGUGGUUCGUGCAGCCGUCCUGUUUGGGAACCUCGAGGCCUUCCUCCGGCAGGCUCUGGACCAGGCUGUGGCCACGCAGGACCUGUGGCACACCCUGAGCAGCCGGCUGAGGGACGUGCUGUGCACCCCUGCUCGCCGGCUUUUGCAGGACAGCCACGACGUGCCUGUGACGGCCGCCCCGCUGCGGGCCGAGCGUGUGCUGCUCUUUGACGACGCCCUGGUGCUGCUGCAGGGCCACAGUGUCCACACUUUUGAUCUGAAGCUGCUGUGGGUGGAUCCUGAGCGGGAUGGGUGCGCGUUUCACCUCCUCACGCCUGAAGAUGUGUUCUCUCUUUGUGCCAAGGACCGCCAGGGCCAGGCGGUCUGGCAGUGGAAGGUGACCCGGGCUGUGUGCCAGGCCCUGCGGGGAAAGAAGGACUUCCCGGUGCUGGGGGCUGGCCUGCAGCCGUCGGAGCCCCCCGCCCACCGCUGCGGAGCCUACACCUUCCGCGCUGAGGGCCGGCUCUGCCAUGCCACCUACGAGGGCGAGUGGCAGCGUGGCAGGCCCCAUGGCAAGGGAACCCUGAAGUGGCCAGAUGGGCGCAGUCACGUGGGGGAUUUCUGCGAGGGCCUGGAGCACGGCUUUGGCAUCCGCCUGGUGCCGCAGGCCUCCGAGGACAAGUUUGACUGUUACAAGUGCCACUGGACGGCAGGCAGCAUGUGCGGCUACGGCAUCUGUGAGUACGGCAAUGACCAGGUGUACAAGGGCUAUUUCCGUGCGGGCCUGCGGCACGGCUUCGGCGUCCUGGAGAGUGCGCCGCAGGGCCCCCAGGUGUUCAGGUACACCGGCCACUGGGAGAGGGGCCAGAGGAGCGGCUAUGGCGUCGAGGAGGACGGGGACAGGGGCGAGCGCUACAUCGGCAUGUGGCAGGGCGACCAGCGCCAUGGCCCGGGGGUCGUGGUCACCCAGGCAGGCGUCUGCUACCAGGGCAGCUUCCAGGCGGACAAGAUGGUGGGCCCCGGCGUGCUGUUGUCUGAGGACGACUCCCUGUACGAGGGCACCUUCACCAGGGACCUGAGCCUCGUGGGGAAGGGCAAGGUCACCUUCCCCAAUGGCUUCACCCUGGAGGGCACGUUCGGCAGUGGGGUGGGGAGAGGACUGCACACGCAAGGCGUACUGGACACAGCUGCUGUCCCGCCGGACCCCAGCAGAACCCGUAAGAGGCAGCUGGGGCUGGGCGCCUUACCGGUGGAGAGCCGCUGGCAGGGAGUCUACGGCCCCUUCCGGGACUUCGUGGCUGCUGGCUGCCCCGCGGACCUGCAGGAGGCCAUGCUGGGCUUCCACGUGCAGAGCUCGCGGGAGCUGCGCAGGUCCCAGGAGUACCUGUGCUACACGAGGAUGCACCCCGAGGACAGUGAGGGCGGCGUGGCCGACACCCUGGAGGAGCUGCUGCGGCACCGGCAGCCUGAGGCCCUGCAGCAGUACCUGAGCAAGGCCCUGAGCCACCCCCUGCACCCGCUGGGCAAGCUGCUGCGCACGCUGAUGCUGACCUUCCAGGCCACGUACGUGGGCAUCGGGGCCAACAAGCACCUGCAGGGGCUGGCCCAGGACGAGGUGAAGCAGCACGCCCGGGAGCUCUGGGCCGCCUACAGGGGUCUGCUGCGGGUCGCCUUACAGCGCAGGGGCCACACCCUGGAGGAGGAGGACACCGAGACACGGGACCUGCAGGUGCACGGCGUGAUGCUGCCGCUCGUGCUGCCCAGCUUCUACUCGGAGCUCUUCACGCUCUACCUGCUCCUCCACGAGCCCGAGGAUGGCCUCUACAGCCAGGGCAUCACCAACCUGAGCCUCUUCCCCGACACCAAGCUGCUGGAGUUCCUGGAAGUGCAGAAGCACCUGUGGCCGCUGAAGGACCUCAGGCUCACCAGCAAUCAGAGGCACUCCCUGGUCAAGGACAAGUGCUUCCUGUCAGCCACUGAGUGCCUGCAGAAGAUCAUCACCACGGUGAGCCCCCGGGAGAAGCUAGAGGUGCUGGAGCGGACGUACGGGGAGAUUGAGGCCACUGUGUCACGGCUGCUGGGCCAGGAGCACAAGCUGCCCAUGGAUGACCUGCUGCCGCUGCUCAUCUAUGUAGUGUCGCGGGCCCGAAUUCAGCACCUGGGAGCUGAGAUCCACCUAAUCCGGGACAUGAUGGAUCCCAGCCACAUAGGGGGCCUCUAUGACUUCCUGCUCACGGCCCUGGAGUCCUGCUACGAGCACAUCCAGAGAGAAGACAUGCGGCUGCACCGCUUGCCAGGCCCUUGGGGCCCCAGGGAGCACUGGUAGCCCCACGCCGCCGGGACACAUGGGAGCAGCGACGCCCGGCCUGGCUAGAGUGAGGGCCAAGGUGCCGGUGUGGCCCUGGAGCUGAUGGUCUCCCCCUCGGUCUCCUGCGGCAGCUCCAUGGCAGUGAGGAGCCGCUGGCACCAGUGCUACCGCACCGUGGAGCCACCUGGCGGUGGAGGAGGCAGUCUCUGGGGACCUUCCGCUUCCGUUUCCUUACCUCCCUGCGUUCUGGAGCCCUCCUGAGGUCCCAGUGCGUCCUGGGCUGCAAUUCCCCUUUCACCGCUGGUCGGGUUCCCUGCUGCUCGUGACUGCCUGGUUUAGCCAGUCCUCUCCCUGGGCAGACCCGCCCCCUUGCCAGCUCUGCUGGCUCCCACCUGCUGGGUCUGUGCUGAGGAUGGCCACAGUCCCUCCACGAUGACACGGAGGGUGGUGCAGGAGCGAGGGGCGGCGUCACUGUCCUUUGGCUGCCCCACUGCCAGUGGCCCGUGAGCCACACACCUGCGACCUCUGCGGGCCUCUCUGUGGCAGGGCCAGCCCGUGUCCUGGCCAGCCAGCCCCUCCGGCUCAGGACCCACCGGGAAUGGGGCCCUGGGACCCCUGUGGGAGGGAGCACUUUAAGUAGGUGUUCUGGUAGGGAGCCAAUCCCUGCUGGGCCUUGGUUUCUCUCCUCAGGGGGCAUGGCCCAGGUGACCUGCAAGGCCAGUAGGGUGAGUGACAGCAGGCAGUGCGGCCCGGGAGGGGGAGGGGCAGAGCACCGGGUGCCCCCCUGGGAGACAAGCGGGGCCCACCGCCUGCAGUGUGCCCUGGGCGGAAAGCGAGUCUGGCCCCUGCCCUGGCUCUAGAUGUGCCUUCCACAACCAGACGACUGACCUCAGCCCCGGAGGCCCUGUGACCUCCCAGCGGGCCCUGGGAGAGCCCUGUAACACCUGAGCCACAGGGGGCCACUGGCCAGGCGCCUCCCCAGGGAGCAGACACCCUCACCCUGGCUGGUGCCACUGAAUGUACUGCUUGGAGAGGCUGCGGGCUCUGCUUCUGUCCAGACCUACAGCGUCCCCAAGAAAGUCCCCGCGGGAGUGGAGCUACUGUGAGGUGAGGAUCCCAGGACUCCAGGGACAACCACGUGCCCAAGGCCCCUGUCAGUGCCCUUCGAUCCCCUCCAGCCGUGUGACCUGUUCUGGGCCCCUCCUGCAGCACAGCCAGGCAUUCGUGCCCUGUACUCCUGCACUUCCGGCCCCCCUGGGGUCAGUGGGCCUCACCCCACACCUGCUGCACUGGAGCCUCUGGGCAUGGCCUGGGAGGGGGCUGCACAUUUCCAGGGGGAGCCCCAAGAGCAGCCACGUCUACCUCAGACCCAACGGCACAACCCUCCCAGCUGCUGGGGUCCUUCACACUGGGCAGUGAGGAGGUUGGCAGUGGAGCUCAGGAGCCAGGAAACCACCUGCUGUGGAGGUGGGACCACACCCCAGGGCCGGCCUCCCCCAGCUGGGCCCUUCCAUGGGUGAUCACCGUGGGCCACACCAGCAGGACCACGAGUGGUCUCAUUCCUGGCCACUGCCCAAUCCAGCAGGUGUAGCCAGGAGGUAGGAGAGGCGGCAGCUGAGGGCCGCCCACCCCCCUCUCCCCCUUGCGCCGUAGGUGCCAAAGCCUGCUUUCCAGAGGCAGCCUGGAGGUGGGGAGGGGGCGUGGCCAGGGUCAAGGGCGGCCUGUUCUCAUCCCCCCUCCCCUCAUAAUUAAACGGUGUGUUUGAGAGAUGCUUCUCGGGGGCGUUGCCAGAUUUAGAGCCUGCUUAUUUUGUCAGGUUUUGUUUUGUUUUUAGUCCAUUUUGUCUUUUGAUGGCACCUGCUGCCUGGAGGUGACAGGGGACGUGAAGUGUCCCAGGAAUGCCCCAGACAGCUGCCCAUGGCCACUGCUGUUGCUGCGUGCGGCACCUCGCCUGGCUGGCUGUGUUCAGGGACCUGAAGCGGGGAGCAGACCACUGGGGAGGCAGAGCCCCCCUGGCUGUGCGGGGGGAAUUGGUCGGACCCAGAGAAGGCGUGCAUGGCAGUUGGCGCCUAGCGGUACCCCUGGGAGCGGGGCACGGGGCCUGCGGGGUGUUAGACAGUUCUGGUCUGCAGCUGUCCUUCCCAUGGCUGUCCCUGCGGGUCACGGACAGAGCCGACAGGCCCAUGCCGUCUGCUGCCAGCACGUUUGUCCCAGUGGAGGCUGGGAAUCCUUCUUCUGCUGAUGGUUUCAGGAGCCAGACCACGCUGGAGGCCCACUGGUUGGUGAGAAUGUAACAGGUGCACUGGGGGCCAAGGUCUCCAGGGCAGGCGCCCUCAAUCUGCCUGGGGGCAGACAUUUUCCUGCACUCACAGUUUUCAGCAGGUGUGUCCCUGGCUGCUGGCCACUCUGGGCACCUUCCCUGAUCUCUGGGAUAGCCCUCAGUGUACUGAAUGAAGUCUCCAGGGUGCCCCAGGGGCUGCAUAGACUCCACACCUGGGAUGGCUGCACUGUGCAUGUGUGUGUGUGUGUGUGUGUGUGAGGGAGAGAGAGAGAGAGAGAAUCAUUGUGUGUGUGUGAGGGAGAGAGAGAGAGAGAGAAUCAUUUCACGCACGUGGGAGGUUCCGGGGGUCCUAGCUUACUCCUGUUUGGGAUGUCCUGUUGGCAUUGACGACAGAUGUUGCCUGGGCCAUGUCUGCUCUACUGUGUUUUCCCUCCAGACACACCCAGAAUGGGGAUGCCCGGGUGUAGCCACACACAGGAAACCAGGCUCUCUAACCCUAACCCUGCCCAUUACAAGUCCAGUGAUUGCCACCCUGGUGGGCUGUGCUGAGGUUCGCUGUAGCACUUGCUGUACUCAACUCGAGGGGGCGCUCUUGCUGAGUGCCAGUAGCCUCCUGCAGUAGGCACAAUGGUUACUCGCCGUCGCUUGCCCUUUGGAAGGCUCUGUGGCACUGCCUGGCUUUGGUGGUUGGCCAGGGUGACCGUCUGCGGGGGCCUUGCCUUGGCUCAGUUGUCGGGGUUCUGUGCUGCGUUGCGGCCACUCUGGCUGGGCCAGGGGAGCCAGGGCUCCCACCUGCCGCUUGUCCCAGGGUCAGGAGCGGGUGCUUAAAACUCAGUGAUCACAGUGGCCGCCUGGAUGCAGAGCUGCCUUUGCCCUGCAAGUCCUCAUCCUUCCCCUCCCCAGCCCAAGACCCCCGGACACCAAGGCGGAGGGCACACUCGGGUGGCUGCUUCCGGUUCUCCCUCCAGCAUUCCCUGGUGGGCAGACAGUGUGGUGCCCCGCUCCCCUCUGCUCAGCCAUCCCGGCAGGUCCUGUCUUUUCACACCCUUAACUCAAAAGAGGCUGUGUGGACUUCUGGCUUCCCCCAAGCAGGCACGGUAACCCCUUACCAGCCCCAGCAGAGGAUGGGAGAUCUCCUCCCCCCCCCUUUUCUCUGUCAGCUCUGCCUUUCAAGUAAAUAAACACCUCUUUUUAAAACAUUAGAUAAAGCAACAAAUCCUGAAGUUCGUGAUUAACAAACUAACAUUUAAAAACCAAACAAAAAAGGCUAAAACACUGGAAAGAAGGCCAAGCACUGGGUUUUAGUAAAAGGAUAUGGACCUCAUCGGUGUUUUUGAAAAAGCCAAUUAAGCUUGCAGGAAGGAAGAAGAAUAUUAGAGCCGUUUGUUUUCAAACCCGAUGAUGAUGAUGACUUACAGGGCUUUGUUCUGCAGAUGGGAGCGCGCCUGUUCUCACAGAAAACGAGACAGGAUUACGUGACACGAGUUUCCCGGGUGAGCUGGUGCAGCGACUCUGCUGUGCCACGUGAGCGGUGCGGCCACAAAGCUAGGACACUGCCUGGUGUGCCUAGGGCCUAAUGAUCGCAUUUCCAGAUGGGCGGGUGUUCUAUGGAAAUGGGAGGUGUGUGGGGUUUUGACAGCAAACCAGCUGUCCAGCCACUGUUGGAAGAAGGACUUUGCCCAGGCAGGGAGGUGGCUCGGGGGCUAACUCCCACCAUGCACUGGGAGAGAUUUGCAGGUAAACCCCUGCAGGUGGGGUGGCAGCGGCGUGACGUCUGUUGGGCCUAGCAGAGGGACUCGGCGACGUGCAUGGACGGCUCCUAGCCGAGGACCUCGGGGCCCCGGCUCCUCCGGAGGAGGGUCCAGCCGGGAGCUCUCAGCCGAUGUUCGCCUGCUUUUCAGUCUCACCGGGAUUGUUCCUGAGCCUCAGCUUGGUCUCCAGCCUCUGCUUCCAUUCUUCCCUGAGCCUAAACAUGGAACAGAACACAGACAGGUGGGAUGCCCGUCUCCACGGCUGUGGACUCCAGGGCGCUGACUUCCUCCCCCUCCCCCAAGCACCCGGGAAGCGGUAGAGGCCAUGGAUGGAGUUCUUGGCUCCUGGCUUCGGCCUGGGAGUGAGUCACCAGAUGGAAGAUGUUCUCCCUCCCUCCCUCCUUCUCUCACUGUUGCUCUGCCUUUCAAAUAAAUAAAUGGAUAACUAGUUUAAAAGAUUCU
Lepus europaeus (European hare) is the source of this 7513-nucleotide messenger RNA. RefSeq names its product ALS2 C-terminal like (gene ALS2CL). Bases 179 to 3037 code for a protein of 952 amino acids. Lineage: Eukaryota; Metazoa; Chordata; Mammalia; Lagomorpha; Leporidae. The transcript is spliced from 27 exons. The record is from RefSeq and is a predicted model, not a curated record.